Molecule: messenger RNA, 13817 nt
Organism: Aquila chrysaetos chrysaetos
Lineage: Eukaryota; Metazoa; Chordata; Aves; Accipitriformes; Accipitridae
Gene: DCX
Product: doublecortin
Exons: 9
Coding region: 732-1832 (366 amino acids)
Biological process (GO): photoreceptor cell development; intracellular signal transduction; retina development in camera-type eye
Cellular component (GO): axoneme; neuron projection
Molecular function (GO): microtubule binding
Source: RefSeq, a predicted model, not a curated record
UAGCAAAUUUGUAAAGACAUUGAAUAGUUUUUUUGCUUACCCUCCUUCCCUUGGCCUUUUGAAAGAUACAUUCUCAGUAUCAUCGAAUACAGGUAGGUUUCCCCUCCCUCCCUAUUGCCCUUUCUCUAAGCACACAUCUUUCUGAUGCUGUUUCAGGCUGGUCUUACUACCUUCUUAUGAGGACUAAGGGAAAGUACUCCCUUGAGCAAAGGCAUGUCAGCUCCUUGUGGAAUGUGAUCCUAAGAGCCGAGGGACAGGAAAUCAGGCAGGAGCUGAGGCUGGAGAUGAAGGCCCUUUCUGAAAAAUAAAAAUGCUGUGCAGUGCUAAACCACAUUAAAUCAAUUGCAAAGAUGAAGUCACCAGACAAGGAAGCCAGGAGCUGAGGGUGAUCACAACGCAAGCCAGGCAAAGACCUCACCAACAGGGCACAGUUUGACUGCACCAGAGAAAAGCAAGCAGAGCAGUGGCACCAACAGGUCCAGCGACCAUCAUGCAAGACAAGAGAAGACUACAAGCAGACGACUGAUGGUGAGAGUAAAAACCACUGAGGCAAAGUUACCGUGAAGGGAUGGAACAAGGCACUAGGACCUAGGAGGCGUCUCAUCCACCCUGGCAGGAAUUUCUUGCUUGGAGCUCAGACAACAAAGGCAGAGUGAGCCUGGUUUUCUUUCUCUCAGCAUCUCCACCCUGCGCGCUGAAAACCGCUUCAGAUCUUUAGGGUUCACCAAACUAUGGAACUUGAUUUUGGACACUUUGACGAAAGAGACAAGGCGUCCAGAAACAUGCGAGGCUCACGUAUGAACGGGUUGCCCAGCCCCACUCACAGCGCUCACUGUAGCUUCUACAGAACCAGGACCUUACAGGCACUGAGUAACGAGAAGAAAGCCAAGAAGGUGCGUUUCUAUCGCAACGGGGACCGCUACUUCAAGGGGAUUGUAUAUGCCGUGUCCUCUGACCGCUUCCGAAGUUUUGAUGCUCUCCUGGCUGACCUGACCCGGUCCCUGUCCGACAACAUUAAUCUGCCUCAGGGAGUCCGUUACAUUUACACCAUCGAUGGGUCGCGGAAGAUCGGGAGCAUGGAUGAGCUGGAGGAAGGGGAGAGCUACGUCUGCUCAUCUGACAACUUCUUCAAGAAGGUGGAAUACACCAAGAAUGUCAACCCCAACUGGUCUGUCAAUGUGAAGACAUCUGCCAACCAGAAAGCACCUCAGUCUCUGGCCAGCAGCAACAGCGCUCAGGCAAAGGAGAACAAAGAUUUUGUGCGUCCCAAGCUGGUAACUAUCAUCCGCAGUGGGGUGAAGCCCCGGAAGGCAGUCCGUGUGCUCUUGAACAAGAAGACUGCUCAUUCGUUUGAGCAAGUUCUCACCGAUAUCACUGAAGCUAUAAAACUGGAGACGGGAGUGGUCAAAAAGCUGUAUACCUUGGAUGGGAAACAGGUGACCUGUCUCCACGAUUUCUUUGGGGAUGAUGAUGUGUUUAUCGCCUGUGGUCCAGAAAAAUUCCGCUAUGCACAGGAUGACUUUUCUCUGGAUGAAAGCGAGUGCCGGGUGAUGAAAGGGAGCCCUGCGACGGCCACGGGCAGUAAGUCAUCUCCCACCCCUCAGAAGAGCUCAGCAAAGAGUCCAGCCCCCAUGCGCCGGAGCAAGUCUCCAGCCGAUUCAGGUAACCAUCAAGAUGCAAAUGGGACCUCAAGCAGUCAGCUGUCUACACCCAAAUCAAAGCAGUCCCCGAUCUCCACACCUACCAGCCCAGGGAGCCUCCGUAAGCACAAGGUAGACUUGUAUCUGCCUCUGUCUUUGGAUGACUCUGAUUCCCUGGGAGAUUCUAUGUAAAGCGACACGAAGCUAAAUGUCCAUAUUGCAAGCUAUGUUUAAGAUACAGUAGAGUACUUCUGCCAAAAUAAGCAGAUAGGUGACUGGUGCUUUCAAAUCAGACAAAGGACACACAGUUAUAUGUCAUUUUUUUUCUGUGAUUUAUCCUCUGUGCCACAAAUCAACACCUACCAGUCUAUAGAGAUAGAGGGAUACCAUUCUUCUGAGUUAUAGGGAUGCAAAAUGGACAUUGCGAGAAAUUUGGGGCCAAUAUGCCAAUGAUCCUGUCCAUUUCCCAUUUUCUUCUAUUAUUUCUUCUGCUGCUGCAGCUAUGUAAUUUUCCUAGUGAUAGUAAAGUAGCUCCCCCUGGAAGUGUGCAAAUGGAUCGCUUGCUGACCAAUUUGCAAGCUCAAGUAGAGAAAAUGAUACUCUCCACCCGUCCAAACUGCCAAUGUUUGCCAGCUCACCUGCUCCUCAUUUGCAGCCCUGAUUUUAGCACCUGCAUACUAACUAGUAUUGUUUUUAUUGUUGGAGGGCAGGAAGGGAAAUGACUUACUAGUUUGAUGCUUAAUAUGCCAGCAGAAGCUUGGAUGAGAUUAGGAAUCGUUGCUUAAGAUGCUAAGUAAGGUUAGUACAAUAGUGAUUCAAAUAUUGGGAUUUUUUUUUUUUUUUUAAAUGAUUAAGUAAAAAAAAUGUAAGUCAGCUGAGUUAUCUGGAGUGGAACACCUUUCACAUAUGAUCCAAAGAUACUGCUAGCUGGUAACAAAUUUUUGUACCUACCCUAUGGUAUCUCUCUAUCUCUGUUUGUAACAGUAAUGCCUUGUGAACAGCCAACACUGAAAACACUGUGAAAAUUUGUUUUCAGGUUUGACACCCUAUAGGUCACUUUUUAUAGCAAAAAAUCAAUACACUUUUUAUAAAGGAAAACCUUGUAUCUGUGUUUUGGGAGUAAGGAUUCAAGCUCCUUCUUUUUUAUAAAAGCUGGUAAUUUUCUUUUGUUUAAAAAACACAUUCAGAAAAAUGUACAAAAAAAACCAACCAACAACUGCAGAACAGUACUAACAACAGCUCAGUUUAGAAAACUUGUCAUCACUGCCAAAACAGACACUUGUAGGGGGGAAAAAAAAGGUCAAUUCAAAAUAUUGAAUGUUUUGAUAGUUUUUGUAAUGUUUAAGACUACGUAUUUGGUUUUUUACACUUCAGUAUUCCUAACUAUGGCCAGAUUCUCUACUUAUAUAACAAAUGGAAUUUUGUGGUGUUCAAAAACACGUAUUUUAAGAAACUCUUCUAUCUGACAAAAACAAACUUACUGUAUUUAGAGAAAUCUUUUGCUUUUACUAAUCAGUAAUGACUCCUACAGAAUGCAAAGUUCAUCUAUUCACGCAGGGCUGGUGGUUUUUACUACGCCGAAGCUUUGUCAUAGGCUAGCUGGCAUUGCCUCCCUUUCUCAAGGAAUAAGCUUUCGAUGAAACUGAUUAUUACAGAACUUUACCUAAAUGAAAUCUGUGCAAUCAAAUCUUUCUUUGUUGCUCUAUUUGCCUUUGUUUCAACAUUCAUACCUAUUCCCUAUUGCCUUGCAACCCCUUGUGAUUAGAAUGAACUAUAAUGUUGUGACGUUUGAUGCUACAUAAAUGCUGGGUUGUUCCCAAAGCCGCUCCACAUUUUGUUUGCUUGCAUUGCUGGUAUAAAACAAUCUGUGCAGGUUGCAUCUUUAGAGGUUCAUGUGAUGAUACAUAUAAUGCAACUUUAAAAAAAAGAUUUAUCUGAGAGAGGCCAGGAUUGGGAAUUAUCAAGGGGUCAGAGUUGUCAUGCACCAAAUUUGCACCCAGUAGUCUUAGUGCAUGAUCAUUUACACCCAGAGUUUUGCACAAGAAAUCAUUCGUUCCCACAAAUAACUUCAUUUAAUUGAAUAACUCUCUGACUACGCGACUGCUAAAUGAUCGUUUCACCUAUUGUAUAUAGAAUCCUGGUUUUAGUUCAAAGGCUAAGGGCUCAUGUUGAAGGUUUGUGGGGAAAGGAUGGUAGUGUGGACAAAGCAUAGGUAUAGUAGUCAGGACACCUUCAUUCAGCCCUUGGCAUUGCUAAAUUUAGUGUCUGAACGGGAGCAGGUCUCUUAGUAACCCUGUGCCUCAAUCUGUCUAUCUGUCCCUACAGGGACAAUACUGUUCUACCUCACUGGGGGUUGUGAGGCCAAAUGUUGCUUAACGUUUGUAAAGUGCUUUCAGAUCCUCUAACAGAAGGUGCUGAAGUAUUCUGGGUGCAGAUUUGGUUAUGGGUGCUAAUUUUUGGCUGUUUAAUCCUGUGGGUGCUACUGUAGAUACUGGUCAUGAAAAAAUAGGACUUUUAAAGCGUAAGGAUGUCAAAGGCCAUGGUUAUGCUAACAACACUAUUCAUCAGAGCUUUUGUCUUAGUAAAAGCUUUAGUUGGAUAGAUAAGUUGACAUGCUUUUACCCUCUCUUCUGUUCUGUUGGUGGAAAUCUCAGAGUCCCUCCCCAGGUCUCUGCUUUUCCAGGGACCCUGACUAGUAGUCAGGACCCUGCCUGUAAGAGAUGAUGGACUUGGACUCCAGUCAAAGGUGUUGUCACUUCAGUGACACAGGCCAUUCCUGUCAUAGUCAGGGCUACCAUGUCCUGCCACCUUUCCUCUGAGUCUCUGCUAAACCCAGAGACCAGCCAUGAAAUCACAUCUAGGUUCUCUUGCUAUUCAGUACGGGAUACUCACCCCAGAUCCACCAGGAAAACCUAAAUCUUUGAUAGCCAUAAGCAGACUGAACUGCUAGAGCUGCUGGUGGUAGGAAAGGAAUCCGAGUUGUACUUUCAUCCAGUAUCCAUGAGUUCAGUUUGUAUAAGACAAAGCAGGAUCCCAAGGGGUGAAUGACCCUUUGGAUGGAUGGUUGUUGAGGUAGCUGUUGAGAAGUGGUUCCUUUCCUUCUGGCCACAAGUCAUGUUUGGUUAUUUGAAGAUGCUCUUCCUGGUGGAGAGUGCUAGGGAAUCACUGAGGUCGUCUUCCUGAGCUGCACCUAGUGACACAUCUAAAAUCUGAUCCUGCAAGUUCUCCCUUGGGAGUAGAGUUUUGUCUGCAUGAGGAUCAUCCUGGGGUGGGGCUGAGCCCAACAAUUCCUUCAGGGAAUUAGGGGCACCUUGAAAAGGCCUAAAAGAAGGAAAAAAAAAAAACUGUUCAGUGGGAAAAAUAGCCAUUCAAACCAGUAGCAGCCACAAAGAAAACAGGGUAUGAGGUCAAACUCCCAAGUUUUAAAAAGCAAUUUUCUAGGUAGAAAUGCCUGGGCAGUAGGAGAAGUCAGUGAGUAUUUCAGCUGUAACAUAUAGUUAAGUCUGUAUUAAUGCCAAUAUUGCAUGAGUUCUUGUACAGAAAUGCAUGUGGAAUGUUACCUCCAUUCAAAACUAGUUAUCUUUGGCUUUGUAGGAUCCCUAACAUAGAUUUUAAUACAAAGAGAAACAAUGCACAAGCAUCGUACCGUAGUCAUUUAAAUAUAAGGACAGCCCUGAUUCAGGAAAGAACUUAAAGUCAUGCUUAAUUUUUAGCACGUGCUUUACUCCUGUUGAUUUUUCACGAGAGAUAAGCUUGGGUUUGGUCAGAAAGCUUUCUUGAGCUGGAAUGAAUUAGUAAUUACUUUCAAUAUACUAUAAUAAUUCCAGACCCUAUGAGAUCCUGGAGCAGAUGAUAGUAAUUUCACUAUAUACUCCAGAGUUUACCUUUUAUAUUUUUUUCUACUUUUACAAGCACAUAAAACUCCACAGGAUAUGAGGAUUUGCCAUAUUAAUUCUGCUAUAAAAACCCUGUCUAAUUUGCCUCAUGAGGCUGCCUUUAGUAUUUUCAGAGACUAAUUGAAUCACUAAGACUACAUUGUUUUAAAACAAUAAAGUAUUUAAAAGCAAGUUGGAGAGACUCUUGAAGUAGUAGGGCUUUGUUUCUUUGAAAUCUGUCUUUAUUCAGUAUCCAGUAUAUUUUAGCAAAUUUGCAUAUGCAGUAAAAAUACCUGUUUCAGACACACAAUCAUUAGGAAGGAAUUAGAGCAAUCCUCCAAGUAUAGACUGAUGUAUUUAGUAUUCGUACAUUCCAGUGAUGGUCUUGACUGUAGAAGAUCAGGGCAAUGCAGCAAAAUCUUUAGCCUUAGGAUUUCUGUCACUUGUAAAGCAUUUAUAAUCCUGAAGUUUCUGGGUUAAAGCCUCAUCUGGUAGAAGAUUUGGAGCUAGUUCAGUUCCACCAGCUAAAUAGCCAACCAAGACUCUACACCUUGAAGUAAUUUUGAAAGAGUUUGGUAAUGGGAUUUUACCUUGGUCCACUCUGCAGUGGGAGAUGGAAAUAGCUUUUGCCUACCAUUGUCUGUGUUUCCUGUAUCUGCGCAUUAUUUACAAUCUCGGGAGCUAGAAACACUAAUUGUGUUAUCUUCAUAGACAACAGAAAAAUUAUUCUGCUUAGAAAAAACUGCCACAUCUCUUUCACAUUUAGCUGACACACACAUAUGCAUGCAAAAAAUUGCACAUGCAGUGUAGCUAUUAUUCCUCUCUCAUUUGCUUGAACAGUAUUUUUGAAGGGAAAAAAGGGAGGUAGGACCAAAAAUUGUGGCAAACAGCAAAACAAUGUUACACCCAGGCAUUUUUAAUAGGAAAUAAUGGCAUAAAGUGUUAGUUUGUCCUUAUCCAUACGGAUACUGAUGACGUUUUCUAGGAUGCCUUGCAUUUGCUUUUUCAUGCCUUUGAGGUCAGUGCUGGUCUUUUUGCUGCUUCACAGAACACCUUGUGAAAUUGCUCUGUAAUGCCAUGCUGAACCCCUACACAGACGCUGUUCCAGCGACAGCCAUCCCUGGAAGUUGCAUCCUCUCUUGCAGGGGCACGGUAUGGACUUUACAGUAUGAGACUCCUUUAUUGCAGUGAGAGCACGUGAGUGUAUUUUGUCAUUGACUUCAGUGGUACACCACAUCCAUUCAAGGCAAUUGGAGAGUUGUCUUUUACUAUAGUAGAGGCAGAAUCAUUUUUAGAGAAAGGAAGAAAAAAUAGCCAAGUAAAGUAGGUAUAAAAUUAGUCCAGAAAGUGUCUCCUCAAGCUAAGACAAUCCACAACCAGAGAAAAGCUAUAUGGAGGUGCGUUUACCACGCACGAGGUGCUGAUCAUGACCAAGACGGAACAAAACAGCUUCUUUUUUCUAGUGGUGAUUUAGGCUCAAAGUUAUUUUUCUGGUUGCUGAUGGAAGCAGGCUGGAACAGUAUUUGGGACUGGUGAGGUUCUUUGUAGAAGCAAAUGGAUGGCACAAGAUGAAGAUCUUCUGUCUAUCUAGAUAAAGAGUGAGGUCAGUCCGUGCAACAGGGUUAGUGCUUUGCACAAGAUACCUAGAAGAGAUCCAGCUGAAACACCGCCUUGGUGUAACAAGACCAAGAAGGUUAAGACUUUAAGUGCCUUCCAACAUGCUUUGGGCUUCAGAAGCGGGACUAUACAUGUGCCCAACAAGGCCUACGUAAAAAUGGUCUUGGCAAAAGGGGACAGGACAGACUUUGACUCUUGAGAUAUUUAGCCCAUCUUGCAUUUAUUCAGCCAGAAUCACAGAUUUCUUCUGGCUGAUGCCUCUGUCCCAUCUGUAUGAAUGUGAGCAGGCCUCUCCAUGGUAUCUCAGGAAAUGUUAAAGCUGAGUCUUGUGUCUCACAGUGCAGCCACUCACCGAUUGUGGAGUGAACUGCACUGGGUUCUGCUGCAUUGGUUAUCGAUUCUGUCGUUCAGAUAUUCUUCACCCUCCUUCUUUGCUCCUGGCUUGAGAUCUGGCAUCUCUCAUUCUGGGUGCCUCCAGGUGAAAGGCUGGGGCUAGCAAUAUGUAUAGAUCCCUCUUUUUGUUUUGUUUUCUUUCCUCUGGAACAGAUCUAGUCAUUUGAUAUUUGUCUGAAGGUCUGGGGCCAAGCUGAUAAAAAACAUGUUUUAAUAGGGAGAGGGGAGAUGCUCAGAGAUUGUAAGUAGGUAGAUGGAAAGGCGGAAAGGCUUUUUUUCAGCAAUACCAUUGCAUAGCUGCUCUAACAGAAUCCCAGUUGCAGAGUAGGGUAUGGGUACUACAUCUGCAGGUGAAAAUGCAGAGCUUUGGGGUCACAGACCACUAUCCAUCCCUCAGGACACUCUGUUUAGAGAUGAUUAAAAACACUGACACCAAUUUUCAGCCAAUAAAUGAGCUUCUGAGCAAAUGAGAAUCAAACCUAGUGGAUUCAGCAGUGAGAUUUCAGAGCCAUUGGGAUUUCGGAGCUAUUGGUCUUUGGCAUAAUUGUGGACAGAUCAGUUCUCCUUGUGCCAUGGUGUCCCAAUGCAUAAAGAGCUGAUCACAAUACCUGCCUCCCUCUGUAAGGUGUAUUGAGAUAGGCUGAUACAGAGCUAUGGAAGAGCUUGCUCUUAAGAUUUAUUAAUUACUUUGCAAAGUCUGAAAACCUUAUAGAAGCAAACUAUGGUCCAUUGUCUUUGACAAGUCUUUUCAGGAACUCUGGCCCUCUCAAAACUAUGCUGUAAAAAUGCUUCAUUAUUUUACUUAUGGUGAAAGACAGACACAUCAUUUUUAGUUCCCCCAAAACCCAUGGAGGAGCCAGCAACAACCUUGAGAGCGAGACCAUAUCCACAUCCAGCAACCCAAUUCUCUCAUCUGGAGUUGCCACCUCUGGCCUGAACACAGACCCCUGCUGCCCUCUUUUUGUUACAUGUAUGUGUACAUAUCGGGGGCAAUUCAUGUUACCAUUCAAAAUGUGGGCCUUGUAUUUGUAAACGAUGAAUAAGUCUAAUGAUUUCAGUGGCCUUCUACCAAGAAAACAGUGGCCCUGUUGUUGAAAGCUUUCUUGUUUAGAAAGUGUUCAUGGCCAGAUGGCUUCAUGGGAAAGAGUUGCCUUUCAGUUCCAUCACUUAAUGCACUUAGUUGAACUAACCUAUUCUGGCUCUUGCUCUAUAUCUCAAUGAACUGUAAGUCAGGACUCUUGAGCCAGUUUAGAGCUUCCCUAGGUCUCACAGUUUAUCACUCAAACAACUGAAGGAGGAGGAUGUCCAAAGGGAAUUAACAAAUCUUUGCAGUAAUUAAGAGUCUGUCAGCUGAAAAAAGAAAGUUGGCAUCAUUAGAGAAAGAUGCCAUGGUGGCCAGUGUCAUGGGAAACAAAGGAAAAAAGACUUGUUUCUAAGAGGAAUGGUAGGGGGCAUUUGUUAGGAGAUAUUUACUGAGUCAUGAAAUGAGCUUGAACUUCACAGAAAAUCAAAUGGAAGGGAGAGCGUGAGGCAGAGCACUGGAAAUGUCAGUGCCAUUGAAGUGUGGGAAUAAUAAAAGACAAAAGCCAAGAAAUUCCAGGGACAAACAAAAGGGGAGGCUGGGGCUAGCUGAGGAUCUACAGCUUGGUUCUGGACAGAAAAGCAGCAGGGCUUCCUGGCUGCAUGUUGAGAGGGUUAUUGCCCCUGCAGGUAUCUAAGCCAGGAUGCAGGCUAUCUGCCACAACAGUGUGUCCCCCACUCCCGAUGGCAGAAAUAAGGUCACACUUGGCCGCAGGCAGGAGAAGUUGGUUUGAAGUUCCUCCCCUGCUCCUGUUUUACUCUCCUGCCAGCACGUGUCAUCCCUAAAAGGGAUGAUCUGUAAAAGAUCCAGCCCUUUGCUGAAUGACAGCACUGACCUGUGGUUUGGUUUUAUUUUUAUUCCUCCCUAUGAGAUCAAUCAGAAAUAGAAAUUCAUCAGUGUGCCCUGGCUUGGAGAAGGACAGGCCUGGCACACUGGGGAAUUGCAAGACAUGUGCAAGAGAAUAAUGAGGGCACCUCUGAACCUUCCAUCCCUUCCCAUGGAGCUCAGCAAACUCUGGAAAAAGUAGCAACCCACCAGCACCAGGGUGAAAAGCUAAGACAGGCUCCUGGAAGAGGUUACCUUGAUUUGCUGUGCAGGCUGAGGGGCUGAUGAUGAUCUUGUCCAUGAAAUGCCUAGCCACUUAUGUGAGAGCUGCUGCAUUCAAUAAAUCAAUGGGAAGUCCGUGCUGAACAAGGGGAUCUGUGUUUAACACUGGUUUUCUCAUGAGAUCUUUUUUAUCUUUUUUCUAAAUUCAGUUGAGUUACAGUGCUUGUGAAUUUAAUCCUAAAAGGCAAAACAACUGACUUAUCUAAACACAUUUUUUUUGCUGUUUAGUCUCAGAUUUUUUUUUUUUUUUUGCUCUUUGUUUCUGUAGAUUCUCAGAUGCUCAAUAUAACACAAGUGAAACCCAAUACACCUAAUUCUCCGCUGCUUUAAACAGGCAGAAGCUCCUCUGUAAUUAAGGGAGCUGAAUCCAUUUGGUCCAAGGUUGGUCUCCUAUUUCAAAGAUUGAUUACUGUCAAUAAUUCUUGUGUGAUUGAUUACUUAAGUGCAGAUUCAGUUUCCUGGGUGACAGCUGCAGCCUUUGCAGAGAAAACCUCAUUGACCCCAGCUAUACGGUGAUCCCUUGUAUGAACCUCUAAUAGCAAGUUAUAUAUGGGAGAUAUUUUGUAUAGUUUUAUUAUAGUUAGUGAUAAAGGUGAAAUAGUUUUCUUUGUUGAAAUAUCUUCAAACUUUUAGAAUUUAAAAUGAAACAAGGAACCAUAGCAAAUCAGGGUCUCCUCUGUAUUUUCUUGUUCUAAAGAGUGUUGGCUUUAUCUCACUUCAGUCUACCAACAGACAUGCCCUGAGCACAGCAGGUUUAUGGAACUAGAAAUAGCAUUUCUAUUUCUUCCAGUAUUUUUCUACUCUAGUCCCAGCUAGUACCAAGCAGAAUAGAGGUUUAUGGUUGGCUUGGUUUUUUGAGAAAAAUAUUACCAAAUGUCUCUGAACAUAAAAAGGAAGGUUCAGUUCAUUUCAGGUGACUUGUCUAAACUCAAGGCUGCUUUUGGUUUUUAUCCAAGCUCGUUCUUCCAUCUCUAUUUGCAACGGUUAUAUAUAGGAAAUUGAGAUUAAUUUGAGUCAUGUUUGAACAGCGGGGUUCUUGCAGAGCAAAGUGAUUUACCUGGCACGUGCAGUCAGAAUGAAACACGUUGGUGGCACUUGGUCAGGGUGGACCUGAACCAAACCCUGGUUCUGAACCACCGAGUUUCUGAGAAACCCAUGUGCAGAGUCAAACUUAGGAAAUGUCUGUAAUGGACCAAAUGGAUGCCGAGCUGGGGUCCAGGCCCAGUUCUUGAAGAAUUUUACCUUCAGAGAACCCCUGUGAAACAUUUAGUGGGGUUUUUUUGUUGUUGUUUGGUUCUGGGGGUUGUGUUUUCGAGUUUGUUUUGUUUUGGUUUUGGUUUUAAAUUCCAGCAUGGUUGCUUUUCUCCAUCUGCUUCCAACCAUCGCACGGCAGAUAUGGAUGGUUUUUUAAUUCACUUCCCUUUGCAGGUGGCAGUUGAAAUGUAGUGAUAUUCUGUCUCCCUCUCAUGCUGACCACACAGUCACUGAGGGGUUGCAGAACACACAGCUUUUUUUCUUUUGGUUUGUUGGGGUUUUUUUUUCCCCCUCUUUACAACAGAAGAGCUUUUUCCAGAUUUAGAGUGAUGUCUAAUGAUGCGUCUCCUUAAAAAGAAGAAUGUCUAGGGAAUUAAUUGCACUGCUAAUUGGUGUUUAUAGAUAAGGUGAAGCAGAAGUAUUGAAUGUAAGAACAAGAAAGCCUGUGAGUUAUAAUUACAUGCUGAAUUCUGACAUGUAAAAUUGUUGUUAGUUUACUUCUUAUUUAAAUGAUGUGUGAUCCAGGCAGCUUUAUCACUGUGGCAGUACUAGUACAGCUGCAAUUAUCAACUUAGAAGACACCCGGGGUCUUUUAGAAAGAGGAAACCUGUCUAGCCAAAUCUCCUUCUAUUCUCUGAAAUGACGACACAUUCCCCUCCAUGAUACUCUGUAUUUUAUGACACUGUCUAGUCUAGAAGCACAGGAAAGGAGUAUCAGCUUGCUGACUUUGCUGUUACUAGCCUUUGCCUAUUUUCUUAAUCACAAAUAUAAUCACAAGCUAGGAUUAGCGGCUCUCAUCGCACAAGCCUCAGUUCUUCACGCUACUCUUUGAAGAGCAGGAACUGCCUUCGCUCACAGCCCUGCGCUCUGCGGCUCUCUCUGAGCUGCAAAUCUGCCAACCAGUUGUGUUGAGGGAGGGAGAUAUGCAGCUGAACUGGAACCUGAUCAUGGAUUACUGUCUUAGGUCAUUCAUUGAGUUCGUAUGAUUUCAUCAUUAAUAACAAAGCUGCAAUAUAAUAUAACUGAGAGGCCACGAUGUAUUUUCUAUUGUCAUUCAGUGGGUGGGGGUUGGAGGGGCGGCCAGGUUUAAAGUUUAGCUGGUAUACUUUAAACUCUGUGUACAUAACCUUGGAGGACACGUGGGUGGUAAGGGUUCACUUGUUAUUGUGUUGGGAUUGGUAAAUUUCAGUUUGUUUUUGUUUAAAUAAUAAGGUAUUUAAUUAAUGACAUUGUACAAAGAGCUAUUAAUUUAAAUGGUGCUUUCGUUCUCCUAAAACAGAUCUAUCUAACUUUCUUUUUGGCAAGCCUGCAGCAAUGUUAAUCAUGUUGACUUUUGUACCUUGGGGGAGUGCGUGGAAGGGGAGGGGAAAUGCUUUUCUCUUCAGACAAAUAAUGUUGCCCAUAGUUAACUUUCUGCUUGGAUACAUACCUUGAGUUCCCUUUACACUGAAUUUUUAUGUGAAGUUCUCUUAAAGGGACAGAACAAGCAGAGGUUAUUCCAAAAGAUCUCAACUGUAUCAUCUUGUAAUAUAUUGCAGCUUUAUGCCAAUGAUUCCUUGCUUACCUGUACACAGUCCAUGCAUGUUUUGAACUAAUUUUGCAUUCUCCAUUUGUGGUGAGUUAUUUAGCAUUUUAACCACCUUUUGUGCCAUUCAACUUGUACAGAAAACAUUUUUAUUGACGUUUUAAAGGGAGGGGGAAGAAAAGAAAAAACCCCUUCUGCUCCCUAGUUGUAGGUAGAACUCAGUUACUUAGCAAACAGAUGUAGAUGAGUGGUUGUAGUGUUAGAAAUGUUAGCUUGCUCGUGAACAAGCUUUUGAGAGUAAAUGCAUGGUCCUGUACCUCUCUUUUCUUAAUUAGCUCUUCCUUUCCUCCUGGAAAGAUUCUCUCUCUCUCCCUCUCUCUUACUCUGUCUUUGUCUCUCUCGUGGUUGUAAAGUACAGAUUUGGGCAUAAAUAAAACGAUAUACAAUGAGGUUUGAAAAGCAGUUCUCAACAGGUUCUCUCGGGGAACUUAUUUCUCACAGCGCCUUGCCUUGGCACUUUGAUUAGACUCUAACUUUCAAGGUAAAACAGAUGGAGAUCAGUCACCUGUUGCCUCUGCUUGAACUGGGGAACAAGUUAAAUCUUUGGAAGUUUGCGUCACUGGUGAACGAUGAGAUCUUGCUGAUGCAUUGCAGCUGAGGCAUGUGGCACGUGGUGUAUUGGCCGUGGCUUCCACACCUGGUUGUUCUACAUGGGACUAGUCCCGCGGCCCCUGAUUUGCGGAGUUUGCACACACUUUUUGAUUUUCCUGGAUACACAGCGGAAGGGGGUGGGGGAUGGUAUAUAGGAAUCAUGUUGUUAGGGGUUCUGUAGACAACUCCUUCUCCACACUCCCAAGCUCUGAGUUGAGUACGCGGGGCUUAUUGUUUAAUAGCUGUGGUUCUGUUGGCAAUGGAGGACAGAAAACAGUCAAAGUCUUGGAAAAGAGGGGAUCACUCACAAAGACAGAUUUUGUAAGAAAUGGACUUAAAAAACCCUCACAAAGCCCUGCCACAAACCACAAAAUGUACCUAGAUCCACACAUCUAUCCCCCAUGCCUCUUCUCCCGUAACAGAAUUUCCUUUUGUUAGAAGAUUUGACUUUCUAGAAAAAAAUUCCAUUUUUGUGAGGUGUUGUGAACUGUUUUUACUACUUGUAAUAACCAUCCCAGGUCUGAGUAUUCUUGUAAUGCAAUGCCAUGCAGCAGAGAACCUGUCCACUUUAUAGCUUUGCUCUCAAUAUUUGUUACUCAUUGUUUUCUCAUCUAAAUGUACAUUUGCAAGAUGUGUGUAAUGUCAUUUUCAAAAAAUAAAAUUUGGUUUCAAUA